Alnus glutinosa is the source of this 567-nucleotide messenger RNA. RefSeq lists its product as uncharacterized. Bases 125 to 307 code for a protein of 60 amino acids. The transcript has 2 exons. The record is from RefSeq and is a predicted model, not a curated record. Lineage: Eukaryota; Viridiplantae; Streptophyta; Magnoliopsida; Fagales; Betulaceae.
UCUGGUAUUUCAAAUCUUAACUCUUCCAAAACCGUCUUCGACUUUCUCAUCUAAAACUAAAACCCUCUCUCUCUCUCUCCCUCUGUAACAAGUCUUUGAUGUGCAGAGCUGAAGUAGAAGAAGCAUGAUGAACCCAAAGACCGAGAAGUUGGUGAGGAGGACAACCAUGGUGGCCACUGUCACUGCUUCCUAUUUUCUCUUAACCGCUGACUAUGGCCCAGAACCCAACGCCCUCGAUCCUAUUAAGAAGGCGAUACUGUCAGCACAAAAUUCUGUAAAGGAGUAUGUAUUUGGAUCAAAGAAAUAACCUCAAGAGAGACAAACGGAGAAGCUGGGACCCAAUAGUGCAAAGGAACAUCCUUCGUUGAUGGGCAGCUCACUUUGUACAGGAACAUAAUGGGUUUAAAGUUUUGCUACAACAUUGUUGAAUAUUUGAAGGUUGUAAUACGAGACCCAGUUCUUUUGACACAUUUUGUUUUUUGCAUGGAUAUCUCGUAUGCUUGGACCUCUUGCUGGAAACGAAUACUUGCUAUGAUGUUUACGUGCUAUGGAUUGAACAUCCUCUUA